Penaeus chinensis is the source of this 639-nucleotide messenger RNA. Its product is annotated as myoferlin-like. The record is from RefSeq and is a predicted model, not a curated record. The coding region runs from base 1 to 639 and encodes 212 amino acids. Lineage: Eukaryota; Metazoa; Arthropoda; Malacostraca; Decapoda; Penaeidae. Gene Ontology annotation, biological process: plasma membrane organization. The transcript is spliced from 2 exons.
AUGAAGCCCUACGUCGCCGUAGAACGGGAUUUUAUAUUCAGAAAUGAGAAAAGUCUCGGGGAAGCUCAGUUCUCUAGCCAGGCUUUGGUACGCGUCAUCGUCUAUUGCGUCGUGGACAUCAAGAGCAGCGGCCAUGAGCUGUAUCCUGACGUCUAUGUGAGUACCAAACUGCGCAACAACGUGCAACUCACCGACACCCACUACGGCGUCAUCGACGACAAUGCUUAUUUUAACUACAGGCUCGUGUUCCCCCUGACCACACAGGAGGAAAUUUUGUCUCCCCUCGAAAUCAGAGCCAUGGACUUCGACUUUAUAACGGGGGACGACCAGCUCGGUACCCUGUAUCUUGACCUGAGCGCCGUGCCCUUCCCGCCCAGAGACCCUAAGCACUGCACCCUGACCACGCUCGACCGCGGCCCCAAGGUCAACAUGUUCGAUGUGGAGGACGGGAUCUCGCAGAUCUCCGGUUUCUGGCCAUUGGCGAAGAAUAAGAAGUUGAGGCCGUUUACCAAGACCAUGAGCGCCAAGAUCCACCUCACCCUCCAGGUGCUGACGGAGGAGAAGGCGGAGCUGUUCCCGGCCAGCUCGGGGAACGAGAAGGGUCCCCUCAACCAGUUCCCGAGCCUGAGCGUUCCCUAG